Rana temporaria (common frog) is the source of this 5902-nucleotide messenger RNA. RefSeq names its product family with sequence similarity 13 member C (gene FAM13C). The record is from RefSeq and is a predicted model, not a curated record. The coding region runs from base 108 to 2147 and encodes 679 amino acids. NCBI's taxonomy places the organism in Eukaryota, Metazoa, Chordata, Amphibia, Anura, Ranidae. The transcript is spliced from 17 exons.
UCCCCCAACUAAGAUGUUCUUCUUUUUUGGUCUGCUCCAGGCUACCUGUUGAUUGCAGUUGGUAAAUAAUUUGUUUGCUGUAUCCCCCCUGCUGAACCUUCCCCAACAUGUUCAGCCUCUCAUGGAGUUGGAAGACCCUGAAUGCUGAAGAGCAAGCCUUUGCACCCUGUGUCUCUCAGCAGCAUCUGAUGUGCUGUGUGUGGUUGGAGUGUUGCAGCAGCAGCAGCAGGGCUAGUCCCUUAUGGGGAGGCAGUGAGCAUGUGCAGUGCAGCCCAAGCCUUCAGGACAAUUCGUUCGGCAGCACAGCUGUAACCGAGAACGAAUGUGAAUCUCCCUCCUUGCAUGAGGACCAAACUGUCUGUUCCAGGCUCAGCAGAGAUGACAAUAAUAAAGAAAACUACCCUCGCAGAGCUACAGAACUGGAGGAAAAUGCUGCUUCUUCCCGAGAUCUCCAGCAUCACAUGGACAAGAAGAUGUUCGAUGGCUCAACCAGACAUGGAAUUGGCAUCUUGCAAUCAAAGCAGCCCAGGUCAAGUCUCCGGACAGAUAAUGGGAAAAUCCACGAAGGCAAUCAGGAAAUUGAAACUAUAAGUCAAUGCCUUCCUGAAAUCUGGACUACAAAAGGAAUGAUGUCACAUGAGCACAGUCCUCAUGUAGCUAUGAGAGCAGCUGCUGAUUUCCAGCCAAGAAACAGCCCUAUUAUGAGGAUCCAGACAAUAGAAAUUGCUGAGCAAUUGCAGCAUGCUGGUGAGAAUUCCUUCUUGAAGCUGCAGGCCCUGGAAACUGAUCUGUGUUCUGCUUUCUUGCCAACCCAGGAGGAGGGGGUGCAGUGCCAUGGCAGCAAGGAGGCAAGCGGCUCACUAGUCCAGACUGUGCCAGGCGAGGGGCUCAGCCAUGCAGAACCAGCCAUGGUGCAUCGAGAGCCUCAGAACGACUCGGAUCACAGUGCGGAGGAUACACGCAGCUGUGGGACCAGCCGGCUGUUGUUCCACAUUACAGAUGGAGAUAAUCCUCUACUCUCUCCACGAUGUUCCAUCUUUAGUCAAAGUCAAAGAUUUAACCUGGAUCCAGAGUCUGCACCAUCCCCUCCCAGUAGCCAACAGUUCAUGAUGCCAAGAAGCACGUCAAGAGGGAACUGUGAAGACCCGAAAGAGCCUGUCACAGUCAUACAGCUCACCAAACAAAUCCAGAACCUCAAGAAGAGGAUUCGAAAAUACGAAGACAAAUUUGAGCUGGAGAAAAACUAUCGUCCAUCACAUAGUGAUAAGACCUCUAAUCUUGAAGUUCUGAAAUGGAUGAAUGACUUGGCAAAGGCUCGUAAGCAACUCAAAGAGCUAAAGCUGAAGUUAUCUGAAGACCAAAAUGUGCCAAGAGCAACACAAAUUCAGACCUAUGAAGAAACGUCUGUGGCAUCCAAAGCAAUGGAGCAGCAUGGAGCCACCAGCUCACCAAUGUCUUCUGUAGAGGAAACCGUAGAGACUGUAUGGAAGAGGCUAAAAGAGAAGAGACAACUGCUUAACCUUCCAGAAAACUUAAAGGAUAUGACAAAAAAGCAAAUGAAUCUGGAAAAAAUGAGUCUCCAGAAAUGUCUUCUGUAUUUUGAGAAUAUUCAUGGACGACCAGUCACAAAGCAAGAGCGAAGUCUUAUGAAACCUUUAUAUGACCGAUAUAGAAUUAUAAAGCAGCUACUAUCUACUGCAACUCUGAUUCCAACCAUUCAUGAAGAAGAGGAUUCGGAAGAUGACAGUGCCCAGAACUCGUCUUGUGAAUUCACAUUUAUAGCAGAACCAGAACAGGUCGUAGAUGAGCAUCUCUUUUAUUGCAAUGAGGAUCUAGAACCUGCAUAUGUCUCUCCUCUGGAUGAAAAACAUUUAGUACGACAGUCAGCGCUGUCCAUGUCCAACCUGCAUGAAGCAUCAAUGUCUGAACUUCUUGAUCACCUUCGAGAAACCAGAGCAGAUAAGAAAAGGUUAAGAAAAGCUUUAAGAGAAUUUGAAGAGCACUUUUUACGACAGACCGGGAGGAGCGCACAGAAAGAAGACAGAAUACCAAUGGCUGAAGAGUACUGUGAAUACAAACAGAUAAAAGCAAAACUUCGGUUACUGGAAGUCCUGAUCAGCAAGCAAGAUGUAUCGAAAACGAUUUAGAAUCUGCGAACACACCACAAGCGGUAUUCUGAGGACUAAACUUUGCUGUAUUUCUGCACAUGUAUGACACUGAAAUGCUCAUGCACUUUAAUAGUUAUACACUACCUGGUAGGGAUAACAGUAGCAAGGAAUUGAAAAGGGAUAAUUCCAGAUCUGUUCACAAGACAUUUCUCUUAGUAGUUGGAGGCCAAAAAAGCUAAGGAGGAAAGAUCAGUGAUGUUCAGCAAACCAAGGCAACCAGUCAGCCUUUGUAAGGUUGAAUGUCAUGACUGGGUGACUGGUAGCUAUGCAUCAUUAUAAUUCGAUGCUGCAUCAUGUUAAUAAAAGAAAUCCCAGUCUUGCUUAUUCAGUAAGGCACAAUCCAGUAACCCAUAACAGCCACAUCAACAAAAGAUUAAUUCUUUGACCACUCUAGAUUUAAAUCCAGGUGGUUGUUUUGGGUAUGUGCACUUUGCAUGCUAUCUUUGCACUGCUUUACUGAACAAGUCUGAAUGAGAAUGUCUUUUAGGAAGGUAAAGGUACUUGGCAUUAUUCCUUUACAAUCUCCAAAAUAAUCUGCUAAAGGGCAUUAUGGUUGUAAUCAGUCAGACGUUAUUUAAUGGGAUUGACUUAAUAAGGCUUUUAUCACUUAUGUUUGUGUAGUUUCAUUUUGCCAAUUUACUAGCAUUUUAAAGAAUACAAUUUAAAAUUUCAUCCAACUCUGUAACAUUUACAGUGGGAUUUGUGUAUAAUAAUGAGAGGACCAGAAAACGCAUUGCCUGUAACAAUCAAUCGGGUGUUUGCUUGCGUUUGUAGAAAAAUGGUAAUUGGUAUCCUAUUGAUUGGCAUGGGCAAUGCCUCCAUUUUCCUCCAGCAUUUAUACAUGGAUCUUUGUUUCUCUAAUGUGCUUCAUUGUUUGAAGUGCCUUUGAUAUGUUGCAGAUGUUUCCCUCAGUUGAUGUACAUGAAUAGAAUAUUCUAGAUUUGAGAACGUGAUCUGUUUAUGCACAGACUGUAUGUGUGUGUAUAUAUAGUCUCUGGUCAUAUUUUUAAUAUUGAGGUGUGUUUUUUUUCCCCCCCACUCUUUGUGCUAGUUUUGGUAAGAAAACCACACUUUGUCUUCUACAACCAAAGGCCAAUGAUGUAAGCAACAAGACUGCACUUUCUGAAAAUGGUAUUAUUUAAACUAUUACUGGAGAGGCGGAUUUAAUUCUUCCUGAAUGGAACAUGGCAUCUUUGUGUUCACAUUGGGAAAUUAAUUGGCUCUAUCUCUAGUGUUUCAUAUCUAGUUUUGUGAAAUAUAUUGUAAGAGCAAAAGUAUUUUUUAAAUAUUUAUUUUCUUGAACAUCUUUGUAAAAUUAAAGCAGCAUUGCAUAUAAGAAAAUAUGUAGUUAAAGGGCCAUUUUAAUUCUAAAAUAUUUAACAAUAUUCACUAAAUUCGGUUCUAGCAUACUGCCUGCAGUGGACCUUUUUUGUUGUCUAUGAAGCAGCUAGGUGUUUUUCUGUUUACUUUUUAAUUUGACGGUUUUGUAUACCAUAAUAGUUAUUAGUGUAUCAAUAGGCUUGUACUUCCAUCCCUUUUCACAAAAUUUAGUUAUCGAUGUGCUAUUUUGAACAUUUUGCAUACUUUAUGCAAUGUGUAGCCUGGCACUGUAAAAGGUAUAAAGGUAAACAUACCAUUAUUUUAUUAAUUGGGGUCAAACAUUUGAUAACAUGUGUUGCGCUAUAUAAUGCAUUGCAAACGUUUUAUGUAUUAGGCGGAUAUUUGUUAUAUUUGUGUAUCAUUCCGCCCCCCCCCAAAAGGUAUGUUUGUUUUUAGUAGAGCCUGUAAAUUUAAAUAAUAUUUCCAAUAUCACUUUGGGACACCAGUGAUGAGAGAUCUCUGCAUUUAAGUUCCUAAGUCUGCACACCCACCAUGACUAUAUAGCAAAGGGGGUAUAACGCCCCUUGUUGCAUUGUUUUACAAUGUUAAAGGAGCAGGUAGUGAGAAACCCAUAGCUUGACAGAAAGAGAGCCUGGAACUGUGCCACAAAAGACGUAAGAAGGCAGGCAGAGGCCACCUGUAGGAAUAUAAGGAAUUUACAGAAGCCUGAGUCAUUAAAUGAACUGUGCUGAUAAGGAUUUUUUUUUUAAAGCCGAGACCUCCCUCAAACUUAUGUACCUUUUUGGUUUGAUCAUCUAUUAUUUUAGCCUGCAACUCUAUUCAAAUGAAAUGUAAGCCUUUUUCUUUAUUGAGACUAAUGAAGUUAACAAAAUUACCUCUUUAAAAGGUAACCUCCUGCUGAGAAAGUGACAGUCGAGUCUGUCUUACCUCGAUUACCUAACACUCAGAUUAGUUUUUAUUUAUUUGUGCUUCUUCCCCUUUUUAUUGAAAUUUGAAUACUUCCAUACCUGCUUUUCGCUGUGGGCAACAGUGCAAGUUUAAAAGCAAAGAUAUAGGUCCAUAGUAGGUCAUAUAUAUAUGUCCAUUGCUAUACAUCAGUUGAGUAAUGAGGAUAUAAAAUAUUUUCCGUAAAUAGCACUUAAUGUUUAAAAUUUAAGAUUAUGGAUAGAAUAGCCACAUUUAACUAAAGGAAAACUCAUUUUUUUAAAGUUUAAUUUCAACUUCCUGUUGAAACUAACACUUUGUGUAAAUUGUGGAAUUUGCUUAAACAAUAUGAUUUGUAUAAAGAUUUGACUAUCUUAUUCUCUCUUGGGUUUCUAGACUUGCUUAAAUAUUCUGAAUGUUCCAUAUGGAGACAGAAUUGCUAUGCCAUCUGAGGUAUUAAUGUCUUGGCUGUGGUUUCUGUGACCACAUACUGAUAGUAAUUCUGUAGGCUGAGCGCCAUUAACAGAUCCUUCAUUACAACAGACACAACGUAGCACUAAAUUACAGGGCACACCCAGAGCAUAUGUUAACCUGGCAGACAAGAUGGUCAAAUCCUAUUUGUAAAGCUGCUUAUUCUACUGCCUUGCCUUACAAUAACAGAUUUGGCAAAAAAUAUGGUGUUGUGUGCUGGGACUGAAUUACAAGAAGGCCCUUGUGAAAAUUUUUCUAAAAUAUAUAUAUAUAUAAAUAAAUAAAUAAAUUGGUAUGUUUUGAUAGCAUUUAUAUUAUAUUUUUUUUCUUUGUUGGAGGGUGGAAAUGUUCAAACUUCCAACUCCCUCAAAAUAACCUAUUCAUGAAUGUUAAAUAUGCAAAGCUGCCUUAAUACUGGGUUUUCAUGUUUUUAUUAUCAAAGUUAGAAGUCUUAUUCCUCAAUACAGUAAGCUGUGUGGACUUUGAUGUAUGCUGCUAAUUUCCUUUUUCUACUCGUGUCACUCACAGGCACUCACACAGAGAAAACCACUUAGACCGUUUUUGCUGUUGUGCUAAGCACUUGUCCUUUUUCUAAAUAUUCCUACUGAUCAAAAUAUACUUUUUAUUUCUCUUGUAUCCAGAAUGCAUGAUUUUAAAGCUGAUGUUUUAAAAUUGUUUAUUGGGAGUGCAAAAAAAUUUCCAAUUGAAAUAAUUUUCAUGACUUUUAUGUGAUGUUUUUGUUCUGUAUGUGUGUGUUUUUUUUUUUUUUUAAAACACUGUAUAAACCGGAAUGACUUUAGUUGUUUUUAAUUAAAAUCUUCGAAGCAAGAGUAACAGGAACGUAUACACGAUUUCAAUGAAGUUUACAGUCUACAUCUUUGAUAAGGGAAAAAUGGUUUAUGACAUGUAUACAGUUGCUAAUAAAAUGUGCUCUAUAUAUUCUAUAUGAUUUGUAAAUAUUUUAUACAACGGUACAAAUAAAAUAUUUUUCUAUCAUA